Messenger RNA from Wasmannia auropunctata (little fire ant), 2360 nucleotides. RefSeq names its product short/branched chain specific acyl-CoA dehydrogenase, mitochondrial-like. Gene Ontology annotation, molecular function: flavin adenine dinucleotide binding; acyl-CoA dehydrogenase activity. The record is from RefSeq and is a predicted model, not a curated record. Gene Ontology annotation, cellular component: mitochondrion. The transcript has a single exon. Bases 1030 to 2280 code for a protein of 416 amino acids. NCBI's taxonomy places the organism in Eukaryota, Metazoa, Arthropoda, Insecta, Hymenoptera, Formicidae.
AGUGAAUAUCAAAAUUAACGUUAAUAAAAUUUAUUGAUUUAAAACGUUUGCAUUUAUUGCUUUUUAAGUUAGUCAUUAUCAUAGGAAAUGAGCGGAUGUCGGAUCGGCGUGACGAAACACGUUCAUGCAAGCACACAGAAACUUUUCAUAUUGCAUUUGAUAUUUUUCACUAUUUUAAUAUAACAUUUUUAUACUUAAUAUUUUUCAAACCAUGUAUCACAUUGUGAUGCCAUAUAACGUAGCAACCUGUCUUACGAUUCUUGCGAAUUACUGUGAUGUCACACAUUUUUCUGAUUUAAACUAAAUUUUCUAUGUGUUCCGAUCAUGUGACGUAAGUUUAAAUUAGCAGUAUUAGCACCAUCGAAUAUUCCUCGCCUCAAAAACUAUACGGGAUGAUGUUUAUUUUACUUUUUUUUUCCUCGAACACACCGCAAAAUUAACUGACCUUUUGUAACACUCUAGUUUAACAUUGAUGCUAUUAUCUUUCAUAAAGAUAAAGUUCAUUAUCGAUAUGCCCGCUUACAAUUGUGUUUACGCCUAUGGCGCUUACGCAAAGUUUUCAAAGUGGGGAAGAAUUGGAAUUUAGCUACUACAUGAUAUGCGUGCAGUAGCUCGAACUGUUAGGUUAUAAAUCGGAAUUGCGAAUUCUCGACAACUUUUCAAUCCGUCUUAUCUGUGUAUACUUAUUUAUAAGUAAAUUUCUAUUGAUAUAAUUGCUCAAGAAAUUAUAUACGAUCGAGGAACCUUUGUCCCGCAGCACGGGACUCAUUAUACUUUAAAAUUUCUAUGUAAAUACACAUUAUUUCUUCAUCGCAGUUCGCGUGCUAGGUUUUGUAACUGAUACGACGUCACAUGAUAAACAUUUUUUGUAAAACGCGACAGUUCAUAGAUAGUGAUCGACAUCAGUCUUCAGUGAGUCGUGUGCGUUAGUCACGUAGACCUUAAUUUACACCAUAUAUCGUGCUCCACAAAUAUUCGGACCUGUCCGCUUUCUUUGUUUUUCAUCGAACAAGAAAAUCAGCGUCAAUCAUGUAUCCACCUGCAUUCCGCUCUGCUCUACGCCGUACGCAGCAGAAAUUGAUUACGACGCGCCGAUUACAUUUACAUGCGUCGCACUUUCGAUACGCCACAGGCCCGCUGACACAAUUUACAGACGACGAACUCAUGACGAAGGAAAUGGUCGCUAAACUAGCCAAGCAGGAGAUCGCUCCGCUGGUACGAAAAAUGGAGAGGGAAGGCAGAAUAGACGAUGGUGUGUUCCAGAAGCUGUUCGAGAACGGCCUGAUGGGUAUUGAGAUUCCGACGGAGUACGGCGGUACGGGGAGCAACUUUAUGAGCACGAUUCUAGCCAUUGAGGAAAUCUCCAAGGUCGACUCGGCAGUGGCUGUGUCCGUCGAUAUCCAAAACACCCUCGUAAACUCAUUGAUUCUUAAGUUCGGAACCGAGGAGCAAAAGCGAAAGUACCUGUCCAGACUGGCCCGGGAUUCCAUAAGUAGUUUCUGCCUGUCGGAACCCGGUUCGGGAUCGGACGCCUUCUCCCUGAGAACCGAAGCGAGAAAGGAGGGCGCCGAGUACGUGAUCAAUGGCACGAAAAUGUGGAUCUCGAAUUCCGACGCGGCGCAGAUCUUCGUGCUUUUCGCCAACGCGGAUCCCGCCGCCGGUUAUCGCGGCAUCACGACCUUCCUCCUGGACCGCGACACGCCUGGUCUGACGGUGGGCAAACCCGAGAGCAAGCUGGGUCUCAAAGCGUCGGGUACUUGCAUGGUGCACUUCGACAACGUUAGAAUACCCGAGGACAAUCUGCUGGGGAAGUUCGGACACGGGUACAGAUACGCGGCCGGGUUUCUCAACGAAGGCAGAAUCGGCAUCGGCGCGCAGAUGAUCGGUCUAGCACAGGGAUGUUUGGACGCGACCAUACCGUACACAUUGGAGAGGAAACAAUUUGGAAAGGACAUUUUCUCCUUCCAGAGCCUGCAGCAUCAAAUAGCCCAAGCGGUAAUGGAAUUGGAAUGCGCCAGGUUGCUCGUUUACAACGCGGCGAGACUGGUGGAAGCUAAGAAGGACGUCAUGAAGGAAGCGGCUAUGGCGAAGCUUUUCGCGUCCGAAACCGCGUGUCGUAUCACCGCAAAAUGCAUAGAUUUCAUGGGAGGCGUCGGUUUUACGACUGACUUUCCCCAAGAAAAAUAUUAUAGGGACGUAAAAAUCGGUACUAUUUACGAAGGUACAAGCAAUAUGCAGUUAUCAACGAUUGCAAAAUGUAUCCGUAAGGAAUAUUCUUAAAUGACGACAAGUACGAUUGUUCCAAAAAUUGUUAUUUAUGUCUUUGUUAAGCAUGUGUAGUUUGUUAUAUUUAUAUUUUU